Molecule: messenger RNA, 565 nt
Organism: Hypanus sabinus (Atlantic stingray)
Lineage: Eukaryota; Metazoa; Chordata; Chondrichthyes; Myliobatiformes; Dasyatidae
Product: homeobox protein HMX2-like
Exons: 2
Coding region: 29-565 (178 amino acids)
Biological process (GO): regulation of transcription by RNA polymerase II
Cellular component (GO): nucleus
Molecular function (GO): RNA polymerase II transcription regulatory region sequence-specific DNA binding; DNA-binding transcription factor activity, RNA polymerase II-specific
Source: RefSeq, a predicted model, not a curated record
GGACUACAGGAAAGCAAUUCAAGAGACAAUGAACGGCGGCUAUCUCACAACCUCUUCACUCGAAUUCACCAUGGACCCCAAACACCCUGUAAAAAGCCCGGAGUCUUACGGAUCGCUAGGAACGGCGGAUCACAGCGACGAUUCUGCCAAAAUGAAACACAGCAAGAAAACCAAAAUUCUCGCAAAAAAGAAGACACGCACAAUAUUUUCUAAAAGCCAGAUCUUUCAGCUCGAGUCGACGUUUGACAUGAAGAGAUAUCUGAGCAGCGCCGAGCGUGCUUGCCUGGCGAACUCGCUUCAGCUUACUGAAACGCAAGUCAAAAUUUGGUUCCAGAACCGCAGAAAUAAACUGAAAAGGCAGCUGUCGGCGGAACUGGAGGUCACGAACGCGACCGAACCUUCUCCCAAGAUAGUCCAGAUGCCCGCAAUGUACAAAGAGAGCAAUUUUCUGCGGAGAUGUUUGUUGCCAGUGUCUUUCCCCAUUCUUUAUUCGGGGAGUAGCACGCCUUAUCUAUGCUUUCCUGAUGCCAGCAAAUAUCUCCAUGUCCUGGAUGGGGACCUAUAA